GCGAGCACAUGGGGAUUCACAUGCGCGCGUAUCUCCUGAUGCUGCACCGCAUCCAUCCAUCCAUUCAUCCAUCACUGGCGCAGGACAUGCAGUCCUGAUUAUUCUGUUGGAGUCCAUGCAGCUCAACUUUGCUGCAUGUAAUGUGUUUACACUGUAUUCGUUACCGUUUCAGUCUGGAGCCUUGUGGGCAUCAGAUGGCUUUUGGACAACUCUGGUACAUGUUACUACACCAUCAUGCGUCGUGCGCUCAGACCUCUUAUUAUAGCCACAUGAAGACAUUGUGCUAAUAUUAAAACGUGCAUUCUGGAAACAAGCGGGGCGAAACAGGGAGGGAGCGACUAAUCGACCCGACUGCAGGUAUCCCAGUGUAAAAUGGAGGAUAGUUUUGAUUGCGACUGCGGUGAGCUGGAGCCGCCUGAUCAUUGAGAAGGAAACGUCUCACUGAGAUCACAACCCUUUUGCUUUCCACACAUCAGGUGCUCAAAACAGGAUAAGAAAAAAGUAGAUUUAACACCAUUUAGUUGGACCGCUAAUAAUGCUGCUACUCAGGGCCAGUCAUACACUGAAAAUUUCUGCACUGUGACGAUGGUUUUAUAGUUAGUGACUUUAAUUAUUUUGAUUUCUUUCAAAGAUAUUUCAUUGGCCUCCAAAUUCAUUCCAUUGUACCCCAUUAAACAUAGAAAUAAACAAAAAUCUCCAGUAAACCUAGUAAAAAGCUGCUAAAAAGUGUUGUGUAUGAUGACAACAUAUCUUGGCAACAUAUCCAAAUCAGUUCCCAGCAUCUCCCAAAAUACGCUGUUACAGUCGGUCGGGGAAAGCGCUCCAAUCUUUGGGUGCUUGAGUGCUCGUCACGUGUUUUUAGGUUUGUCUUUCUCAUCUAGCUCUAGUAGUUGCAAGUCAAGAUCGGUGCAUAUCAGAUAAAUCAGAAAUCUUUCCAGCUAUAACAUCUGCAAAGAGCUGCUUUUCUAGACAGCAAAAUGGCAGAGAAAUUUGAGAGCCUUAUGAACAUUCACGGCUUCGACCUGGGCCCUCGCUACAUGGACCUGAAGCCGCUGGGCUACGGGGGAAACGGACUGGUCUUUUCCGCUGUCGACACCGAUUGUGACAAGAGGGUCGCUGUGAAAAAGAUAGUCUUGACCGACCCUCAGAGUGUCAAACAUGCACUACGUGAAAUCAAGAUCAUCCGCAGACUCGAUCACGACAACAUCGUGAAGGUGUUCGAAACCCUCGGGCCCAGUGGCAGGAGACUUGCGGAGGACGUGAGCUCUCUGACGGAAGUCAACUCCGUGUACAUUGUACAGGAGUACAUGGAAACCGACCUCUGUAAAGUACUGGAACAGGGCUUGUUGUCCGAGGACCAUGCACGGCUGUUCAUGUACCAACUGCUGCGAGGACUCAAAUACAUUCACUCGGCAAACGUGCUUCACCGUGACCUAAAGCCUGCCAACCUCUUCGUCAACACAGAGGACUUGGUACUGAAAAUUGGGGACUUUGGACUUGCCCGCAUCAUGGACCCACACUAUUCCCAUAAGGGGCAUCUGUCUGAGGGACUGGUCACUAAAUGGUAUCGUUCUCCUCGUCUGCUCCUUUCCCCAAAUAACUACACCAAAGCCAUUGACAUGUGGGCCGCUGGGUGCAUCUUUGCUGAAAUGCUGACUGGAAAAACACUCUUUGCAGGAGCUCACGAGCUGGAACAGAUGCAGCUGAUUCUGGAAUCCAUUCCGGUCGUCCAUGAAGAAGACCGACUGGAGCUUCAAAGUGUAAUACCCGUCUUUAUCAGGAACGACAUGUCAGAACCACACACGCCGCUUGCCAAGUUACUGCCUGGUGUCAGCCCUGAGGCCUUGGAUUUCUUGGAGAAGAUCUUGACCUUUAACCCCAUGGACCGACUCACAGCGGAAGAGGCUCUUGCUCACCCAUACAUGAGCGAUUACUCAUUCCCAUUAGACGAACCAGUGUCAUCGCACCCCUUCCACAUUGAGGAUGAGGUGGAUGACAUCUUGCUCAUGGAUGAGAGCCACAGUCACAUCUACAACUGGGACAGGUACCAUGACAGUCAGUUCUCUGAUCAGGACUGGCACCUGCACAGCACCCAUGAAGUGGAAGAUGUGCAGCGUGAUCCUCGAGCUAUGUCAGACGGCACAGACGAGGAGGAGGUCCAGAUCGACCCUCGGAAAUACAUGGAUGGAGAGUGCGAAAAGUUCCUAGAGGAUCCAUCAUUCGACCUCCUCUCAGAGCACUCGUGGCAAGAGGAAGAUCACCACGAGAACAAGUACUGCGACCAAGAGUGCAGCUACACUUGCAACUACAAAGCGGUUUCCCCAUCCUACCUGGAUAAUCUGAUCUGGAGGGACAGUGAGGUGAACCACUACUACGAGCCCAAACUCAUCAUCAACAUCUCUAACUGGAAAGAACAACAGAGCAAAGAGAAGUUUGACAAAAAGGGCAAGAGCAAGUGUGAGAAGAACGGACUGGUCAAGGCCCAGAUCGCCCUCCAGGAAGCAUCUCAGAACCACAGCGUGGCCGAGAAGGACCGUGAACAAGAAAAACACCAGAACCACAACCAGGGCUUUGACUUUGACUCGUUUAUCGCCAGCACCAUCAAACUGAGCCUCCAGCCGGAAUCCGGUGACGUCGACCUCCUAAAUGAGUUAAACACCUCAGUUUCCCAACUGGACACUCGUGCUCCUUGCGGCUCCAUGUCCAAGUCCAUCAGUCAGGAAAAAGAAGAGAAGUGUCUAGUCAACCUGGCACAGCUUGGUGUUCGGACACCCUGUCCUUGGGAAAGUUUCACGGACACCGGCGUUGCCGAGAGCAGCCUGAUCGACGAGGCUUGCUGGGAUGUCCGCAAAGACGAGCAGCUCCAGAAGGAGAACAGCAGCUGCCAGAGCAGUUACCUAGACCGGCUCUUCAGCAAGCGGGAGGAGGCCGAGUCCGAGAUCCCGGAGCCCGUCGAGGUGCCUGCUCCGGAGGGUGACUUCAUAUCCUGUGGCGGCGAGAUAGUCUUUAACAUGCAGCUGGAGUCUCUGGCCAUUCCGGGGUUCGAAGGAGCGGCUGACAUUCCUCUGAAGUCCAUCCAGGCCACGCUAACGCCCUCUGCUGUUAAGCGCUCCCCACAAAUCGCCCAUAAAACCUACAGCAGCAUUUUCAAGCAUUUGAAUUAAAAAAAAAAAAAACCCUCCCCGUUCAAGCAGAGUCCA
Pimephales promelas (fathead minnow) is the source of this 3200-nucleotide messenger RNA. It is a transcript of the gene mapk6, whose product is annotated as mitogen-activated protein kinase 6. NCBI's taxonomy places the organism in Eukaryota, Metazoa, Chordata, Actinopteri, Cypriniformes, Leuciscidae. Gene Ontology annotation, biological process: protein phosphorylation. The record is from RefSeq and is a predicted model, not a curated record. Gene Ontology annotation, molecular function: ATP binding; MAP kinase activity.